Molecule: messenger RNA, 896 nt
Organism: Vigna radiata var. radiata (mung bean)
Lineage: Eukaryota; Viridiplantae; Streptophyta; Magnoliopsida; Fabales; Fabaceae
Exons: 2
Coding region: 158-742 (194 amino acids)
Source: RefSeq, a predicted model, not a curated record
UAGGAGAGAGAUCACUGCCAUUGAGCAGUUUCAAUAAGAAAGCCUGGCAGAUUAUUGGGAGAGGUUUAAUAGGCUCUGCACAGCCUGUCCAAACCACCAAAUUUCAGAGCCAUUGCGCCUGACUUAUUUUUAUGAGGGCCUACGGUUUGAGGAGAGGAUGUUUGUGGAUGCAGUUGCUGGAGGAUCCCUACUAGACAAGACACCAACAGAAGCAAGGAAGUUGUUGAGCAAAAUGGCUGGAAAUGAUCCUGAUGAGGUAUCUGGUCAACAAAGAACUCAGGUUUACUCUGAACUUAACCUUCCAAUUGAGUUCUCUGAGGUUCAAGAGAAUUUUCAUGCUUUUGAAUUGCUAAAAGUUGAACCCAUGAAGCCUGAUUUGAAUUCUACAUUUAACAUGCCUGUGCAUUCUGAUAUUCUUGAUUCUGCAUUUCAAAUUGAACAUAUUAACAUACCAAUUGUUGUUUCAGAUACAUGCAUUGAUCUUAAUAGCAUAUUGUAUGAUAGCCUUGAUGAUGCAGCUGAUGACUUGGAGAUUGAAUUAAAGGAAGCAAGAAAUUUUGGAAGGCUUGGAGAGGUUCCUAUCCCAAUACCAAACACUCAACAGCUGCCAGUGGAAGAAGAGUUGCUAUUGCAGCAGUUUAAUUGGAAGAGUGAGAAGCAAAACCUGGCACCUGCGAGAGCAAUGCUGCUUAAACUAAGUCCAGGGCAGAAGCAAAUUGGUCCAGCCAGGGAGUUAUUAUAAGGAGUGAUUGAGAGCAUAAGGAGCAAUCUGAUAAGCUCUUUCUUGUCUUUUCUUUUUCAUAGUUUUAAAUAUUUUCUAGUAGGUAGAAUAAUCUUAGGUAGUAUAAUAAAUAGUAGGAUAGAAAAUAUGUUGUUCUAUAUAAAAAUUAAAAAGA